CAGAGAAGUGAUAAAGUAAUCACGGUCAAUCAUGCAGGACAGAGGAAACUGUAAUUUUAGACAAGCUGCUAAAUAUAUUGGCGUCGUAUAACGAACGGACGAUUUUACACCCCACGCAUGGUUUCAGUAGAGUCCGAUGGGCAUCCUAGGCGCGUUAGUCCGUACAAACAUUUAGUUAAUAGUCGUGAAGAGGCAGUUGCCUCCAGCUGCCUGGAGUCGGCGGUUCAGUUACGUUGCCGCUCUCAACGAGGAGAGUUGUUCGUUGUCACGAAGAACAUAUUCUACCGAACAACGAAUUUUUAUCCUGACGAUAGUGAAUGCGUAAAGAACCCCUUUCGAACGGUCGACCUUUGACCUUAAAGAGAGUCGAGGGAAAAGCCAAACUGCAGGCGCCGGUCGUCGAUCUCUGUCUUCCAACUUCUCUGCGAUUAUCUGGAUUAUCGUUAUCGGAACGCUUCUCCCCCAGACUGCGUAUAAGGUUUUAAACCCAUCAUGCUACCUCGAUUGGUAUCACCAAUAAUUCUGCUACUCGUAAUUAUAGGUACAUUAUCACAAGCUUGUGAUUUGGAUCAAAUGCAAUAUGGGUGUCGUAUUUAUAACGCGCAAUGCAGGUGCGGUUACGGAUGUUCCGCUGAAUACAGAUACAAUAAUAACGAAGACUGUAAAGAAGCGUUAAGAGGUAGGCGUGGAGAUAUAUGCUACAGGUCAAAACCUUGCAUGAACGGGGGAUCAUGCUUGCAAAUAUCUUCCGAACCUGGGUUUAAAUGUCGCUGCGAAGGUACUGGUUACUACGGAUCACAUUGUGAUAAACCUUGUCCGGGACCAAAUAAUAAUCAACGCUUUCGAGGACCAUUCCCUUAUGAGUGUGUUAUAAUUUGAUCUGCAAUGUUUUGCCUUCUCAUCUAUUCGAAAUCGAAUACAUUCAGUAUGUUAAGUACAAAAAAAAUAAACAUAUUUUGGGAAAAUUUA
Osmia bicornis bicornis is the source of this 969-nucleotide messenger RNA. RefSeq names its product multiple epidermal growth factor-like domains protein 10. Lineage: Eukaryota; Metazoa; Arthropoda; Insecta; Hymenoptera; Megachilidae. Bases 493 to 879 code for a protein of 128 amino acids. The transcript is spliced from 4 exons. The record is from RefSeq and is a predicted model, not a curated record.